Molecule: messenger RNA, 1805 nt
Organism: Drosophila busckii
Lineage: Eukaryota; Metazoa; Arthropoda; Insecta; Diptera; Drosophilidae
Exons: 2
Coding region: 191-1690 (499 amino acids)
Source: RefSeq, a predicted model, not a curated record
UCAAUUGAUAGUUUGAAUUGAAAGUGAUUAAUUGUAUGCAUCGACAUAAGCAUUAGAGUGGGCAGCGCAAUAUCGUUAUCGUUAUCGCUCGUUGUGAAUGACAUAUUUCAUAUGCGAUGUGUUUUUGUUUGCAACACAAUUUGCUAAAAACUAAAUAACAAAUUUUGCGCUGAUAGCUACAAUUGUCAACAUGAAGACUCUGCUGGUGUCUGACACCAGCAACAACAGCAAUUGCAAUUUUCAUAAGGAUGCGCUCUUGGGUUUUGCACUUGAUCUACCCGAUGAACAGUUAGACAGCGCCGUUAUGCAGCUGCAGGCCGCAGCAGCAGAGCAACAGCAUCAGAACGAUGACAACAACCAUAGCAAUAAUGGAAACAGCAAUAGCGGUGACUAUAAUCAUACAUCAAUUAGCUAUCAGCUACAAUGCGUGCCGGAGUUACCGGAGUGCUAUGUGCUAGAGGGAGAUGCAACUUCCACAGAGCUAGUGAAUGUGGCCAACAAGGACUGCGAUUCACUUGCUAAAUUGGCUUACAAUCUGUAUAAAUUGGCAAAGGAUGAUCAUAUAGUUAUAGACCGUAAACGCAAUGAAGUGGUGCGCACAAAUGCUCUGACGCAUCAAAAGACUAUUUAUCGCUGCAUGGAUCCCAUCGGAAUGGGCAUGGGCAUGGGCAUGGGUGAGCAGCAGAGUGUGCCAACAAAAGCCAAAGCAGUGAGGACGACGCGCAGACGUGCAUCACCUUAUGCUGCAUCACCGCUGCCAAAGCGAUCGAGCACAACAUUUAGAACACGCUCUGGGCGUCUAGUAUGUGCUUUGCAGCCAGAUCCUACUGCUGCCUGCCAACCUGUUGCACAACUUGUGUCCGAGCUGCAGGAUAAAGAUUAUCGUGCAGCAAUCAGCAAUGCGACUGCAGUGACUGAGGCUGAGAUUGAGCCUGUGAUUGAGGCGCCGCGCAUGCCACGCGCUGUGCCGCCGAAUGCCAUUUGUCCUGGUUGUCAGAAAAUCUUUCUGGGUCGCCGUUUGCAGCAGCAUUUUGUUAAGUUUCCUGAGCAUAUGCCUAGUGUCCAGCAGCAGCAGCAGCAGCAGCAGACACAUCAGUCCACGUUGUUUGGACUGCUGACAACACAAUUGCAGCGUCAUAGUCAUCUCAACGAGGAGCAGCGCGCCGAUCUCUUUCUGCACGAACUCAAUGAUUUUGUGCAGCAGUUGCAGCUGCGCAGUCAGCGCCUCAUACGCAACACCUCUGGCAUGCAUUUCGUCAAUUCGCGUAUUGCACGCGUACUGGGCAUACCCGAGGGUCAAUAUGCCUUGGAUAUGUCGGCCAUGGAGUCAGCGCAGGCACCAACACCGGAACCGGAGUUGCAACUGCAGCUGAUGCAUUCCCAUGCUCUGCCCAGCACACGCAAUCUGGUCGAUUAUCCGGGACUCAGCAUGUCCAUGGAUGAUACGCUAACGGAUGAAGCGGCGCAGCGCUUGAAUCUCUCUGCUGGCGGCAAAUUGCUGCCACCCUCCGAGGAAAGUCUGCUGCGCAAUGUUGGCGAUCUGAUGCAACCGCCUGUGGCAGUGCCGGACUUGCCGCCGCACUAUGAUCACGCUAGUGACAAUGCCGUUGAAGCGUUGAACAUGAAGGAGACACCCGAUGCGGCCAUACUUGAUCUCAAUGUGGAAUUCUUCCAAUUUAACAAUAAUUAGCGUGUACUGUGUAUUAUUUAAAACCAGCCCUAAGAUAUAUAUUGAAGUGUUUAUGAAGUAGUAGUUGAAUAUGUGUAUAGCAUGAAAUUAAAUUUCCGUUGAAUUUUCCACUAAG